AUGGUCCGCAAACUCAAGCACCACGAGCAGCGGCUCCUGCGCAAAGUCGAUCUGAUAAACUACAAGUCCGACGGCCUUUCUCACCGUGAAGCCGCGGUGCGCCAACGCUACCACCUCACGCACCCGCUCGACUAUUCGAAGUACAAUGUCCUCUGCGGCCGUCUCCGGCAACUGGCGCAUCUACUCUCCAACCUCGACCCGGGGGAUCCAUACCGCGUGGAAAUGGAGACGGUCAUGCUGGAGAAGCUGCAUCAGAUUGGGAUCUUGAAGCAGAGUCGCGGCCAGGGCGCGGGUCUCUCGAGUGUCGAAAAGGACGUCACAGUCUCUGCCUUUUGCCGGCGCAGACUGGGCGUGUUGAUGGCGCGGACAGGCAUGGUCGAGCACAUCAGCACCGCUCACAAGUUCAUCGAACAGGGCCACGUCCGAGUCGGCACGGAAGUCGUGUCGGAUCCUGCUUUCCUAGUGUCGCGUGGCAUGGAGGACUUUGUGACGUGGGUCGACGGCAGCAAGGUCAAGAGACAGAUCCUGCAGUACCGCGAGAAACUGGAUGAUUUUGAUCUGCUGUGA
This is a messenger RNA of Exophiala spinifera, 567 nucleotides long. RefSeq lists its product as uncharacterized. Lineage: Eukaryota; Fungi; Ascomycota; Eurotiomycetes; Chaetothyriales; Herpotrichiellaceae. Gene Ontology annotation, biological process: rRNA processing. The transcript has a single exon. Bases 1 to 567 code for a protein of 188 amino acids. Gene Ontology annotation, cellular component: small-subunit processome; Mpp10 complex; small ribosomal subunit. The record is from RefSeq and is a predicted model, not a curated record. Gene Ontology annotation, molecular function: structural constituent of ribosome; rRNA binding; snoRNA binding.